AUGACAAUUUCUUUGAAGAAUAAUAAUAAUAAUAAUAAUAAUAAUAAUAAUAAUAAUAAUAAUAAUAAUAAUAAUAAUAAUGGUGAAGAUGAAAAAUUAUUUUGGAAAGUUUUUCAUAAUAAAUUUUUAUUUUUUAAAAUUAUAAAUAGUAUAGAAGAAUUAAAAUUUGAUUUUCCAAAUAUUUCAACCUAUUAUGAUUUAAAUAUUAGAAAGAAAUUUAAGAAUAUUAAUGAUUUAGGUUCAAUGGCAUUAUAUAAACAAUAUUCAAUAUUAAAAGAUAAAUUAAAACAUAACGAUUAUAUUCAUUUAAGUCCAAGUUCAAUAAGAGAAUUUAUAAGAUAUUGUGAUGAUAAAUCAAUAAUCUCACAAGUUUAUUCAAAAUUUAAAUUAGAGUUCAAUUUACUAGUUAACCCAAUUUCAAUUGCAUUUUCAAGUAAUAAUAUUCAAGCUUUAGAUUUAUUCAUUUUCAAUUUUAAUUUACAAAUUGAUAAAUCAUCAUUUCAAGAUAUUAUCGAAUCAAAAAAUUCUCAAUUACAAAAAUAUAUUUUAAAUUUAAUAAUUAAUAAUAAUAAUUCAAAUAAUAAUAAUAAUUCAAAUAAUAAUAAUAAUAAUAAUAAUAAUAAUAAUAAUAAUAAUAAUAAUAAUAAUAAUAAUAAUAAUAAUUCAAAUAAGAUUUUAAUUAAAUUACCAAAAUUAAAAAGAUUAUUAAACUUAUAUUUUUGUGGUGAAUCAAUUGAUAAUGAAGUUUUGAAAUUAAUUAUAAAUUUAUAUAAAAUUGAUAGUUUAAAAGAAUUAAUUGAUGAAAAUGAAAUUGAAAGUUUUGAAAAAAUUAAUAUAAAAAAAUUUAUUGAAAUAAAUGAUAUUUUCAUUCAAAAGGUUUUAGUAGAUUUAAAAAUUGUUGAAAAAUCAAAAGAAACUUUUAAUUUUGGUGGUGAUGGUAGUGGUGGUGAUUAUUUAAAUGAUAAAACUAUUGAAGAACUUUUAAUUAUGAUUGAAAUUAUUUAUAAAAUUGGUAAAGGAUUAAGUGAUUCUGAUGUAAAUAAUUUAAUGAAUACAAAAAUUAUUAAUAGGGCAUCAUCAUCAUUGGAGAGUAAAGAGAGUUUUAAACAGUUAAAGAAAUUAAUAGUUUUAGAGAGUAAUUCAUAUUAUUUAGAAUUCUUUGAAACUUAUGGUGAACCUGUAUUAAAUCAAGGUUAUAAUUAUUAUACCAAUUUUUAUAAUUAUUCUUUUCAAACUUUUAAUCCACAAGGACUUCAAUCUUUAAUUGAUUCAGCAUUUGAUUAUACUCAUUGGAUUUAUCCAAUUUCAAAAAAAGAUGAUCCUAUUAAUUUUAAGAAAUUAAUUAAAAUAGUCUUAAAUGAUCAACAAAGAGUUGUUGAUUUUUUUAAAUUAUUUUAUAAUCAAUCUAAAUCUAAUAAUUUUAAAUUUUUAAAACUACAACAACAACCACCACCACCACAAGAAGGAGAAAAAGAAGAAACCAUUGAAAUAAAAUGUAGAAAUAUAAAAGAAAUAUUUGAUAUAGUGGUUUCUUUAUUAAAUAGAAAUAUAUGGGAGCAGUUAAUGAAUAUUAGAGGUUUUCCAAUAUCAUUACUAACUUCAAUACCACAAAAUAUAAGUAAAAAUAAAAGAAAGAAAUUUUCAUUUGAAGAUUCAAUUUUUUAUAUUGAAAAAAUUAUAAAAUCAAUUGAAAUCAUUUCAAUCACUCAUAAAAGACAAUUAUCAAUAUUACCAUUCAAUUUUAAAACUACAAAACAUAUUGAUUACUUUUUCAAAACUAUUGAAAUUUUCACUUUUAAAUGUAAAUAUUUAGAUUUCAAUAAUGAUCAAGAAUUAAUUGAUUAUUUUUGUGAUAAUAUUCCAAUAUCAGCUAUACCACUUUUAUUUGAUGAUGAUGAUGAUGAUGAUAAUAUAACUACCGACAGUCAAAAUAUUCUUAAACAAAUCUUAAUUAAUAAACAAUUUAAGUAUUGGUUUAAAUUAUGUAAUAUUUUAGAAAUUAAAAAGUUUGAAUCAUUAAUUUAUAAUUUAAGUUCAAAAAGAAAUUGGAUUAAAAAAGAUAUUGAAACUGAAAAAAUAUCACUUUUAUUAAAGUUUUUAUUUGAACAAUCAGAAUUUUCAAAAUUUUUUAAUAAAAAUAAAAGUAAUGGUUCUAGUAGUGGUAGUAGUACAGAAAAUGAUUUAAAUGAAUCAAUUAUUAUUGAAUUUUUUCAAGAUGUUAUUUUUCAUUUAAUUGAUAGGGAAAUUAAAAUUUCACAACUUGAUACAUUAAUUAAUAUUGAUUUUAAUUAUCAACCAUUUGUAUCAUUCCUAUUUGCAUUAACUUCAAUUGGGUAUGAUUAUUUUGAAAUUUCAUUCAUAAUAUUAAAUCAAAUUCAAAAUAAAUUUUCAAUAAUUUCAAAUCAGUUAACGUCAAUUGAUAUUUUUGAAAGAAUAUCAGAAGAAAUUUAUCAAGAUGAAGAUUAUAAUCAAGAUAUUUAUGAUGAAGAACAUUUAAUUUCAUCAAUUGAUAUGUGUUGGUUAAUAAAUAGUUUCCUAAUGAUUAUACCAAGUGAUUUUUAUAAAGCUUGCUCCUCUUUAUUUUCAAGACUUUUCUUAUUUCUUUCAAGAUGUAAAGAUAUUAAUUUGGGAAUAUUGGAUUCUAUUAGAUUACUAUUAGAGAAUAAAUCAAUUGAAUUAAAUAUUGAACCAAAAAAAUUAAUUGAUAUUUAUCUUUCAAUAAAGUCAAUUAAGUUAUCAGAAUAUCAAAAAAAUAGAACCAUUAAAGAAGGAACAGUUGAUUUUAACUUUAAACUUGAUUUUAUUAAAAAUUCAAGCGUUGAAAUACUAUUGGAAUUAUUAAUUAGUGAUAAUAUAAAUCAACUAUAUAAUAAUAGUGAAAUAGUUGUACGAUAUUAUUCUAUCACUCAAGAUUUAAUUUAUUUAUUACAAUUGAAUGAAAUCAAUUUAUAUUAUAGGGUUUUGGAUUUACAUUAUUAUUUUAUUGGUAAAAACAAUGGUCGUUUAAAUGAAUCUGAUAUUAAAUAUAUAGAAUCUGCUAUUUUAAAAAGCCUUCAACUUUCAAUUAAACUAUUUAGAUCAGAAAGACAACUUGUUAGAUUCAUUGAAAAUUGUAAUAUUACUAUCGAAAAUAUACUAUAUCAUUCUUUAAUGAAUAAUAGAUUGGAUUUCAUUAAGUUUUUAAAUGAUAAUUACCACCCAAUUCAACCAAUAAAAUAUACUUCAAUAUUUCUUAUAUUUUCUUCAAAUCAUUUGGAUAUUGCAAAGUAUUUACUUUCUAAUCUUAAAGAUAAAAUUCUUAUUGAAAAAAUUGAAUGUAAAACUCUUUUCAAUCUUUUAUUUAGAGGUGGUUUUUUAGAAAUGUUUCAACUUUUAUUAGACCACUAUCCUAAUCUUAUUAGUUUAGAUCAAGAUUCUUUCAAUUUUGAUGAAUUUAUAUCUUUUCAAAUUUGUAAACCUGCUAUAUUAUACUACUAUAAUAAUUUACCAAUUAAGUGUAAAGUUUUAAAAAAGGUACUAGAAGAGUCUAUUUUAAAACAAUAA
This is a messenger RNA of Dictyostelium discoideum AX4, 3543 nucleotides long. RefSeq lists its product as hypothetical. The record is from RefSeq and is a predicted model, not a curated record. Bases 1 to 3543 code for a protein of 1180 amino acids. The transcript has a single exon. Lineage: Eukaryota; Evosea; Eumycetozoa; Dictyosteliales; Dictyosteliaceae.